AAAUCUCAAUGCUUUGCAAUAAUUGCUGAUGAAACCACGGAUGUUAGUGGCAUUGAGCAAUUUUCAAUUUGUAUACGGUAUGUUGAUCGUUUUGAGAAUGAGGAAAAACUGAGAGAGGACUUUUUAUGUUUUGUUCCUGCUGAGGAUACAACUGGCAGCGGUCUUGCGAAUGUGCUAAUUGAUAAAUUAAAAGAACUUAAACUUAGUUUUGCACACAUAAGGGGUCAAGGUUAUGACGGAGCGCGGUCGAUGAGUGGACAUGUCAAAGGUUGUGCUAGUGUCAUCCAAAAUUUAUAUCCAGCGGCUCUUUAUGUGCACUGUGCUAAUCACAGCUUAAAUUUAGCCACCGCAACGACUUGCAAAAUACCUGCUAUAAGAAAUUGUAUUGGUUCCAUGAAAGAGACCGUAAAUCUUUUUCGGAUGUCAACUAAAGCAGGCACACUGCUCAAAAAUCUUAUUCUUGAAUCCUUUCCAAACUCAAAGCAAGUGCGAAACACGUUGGGUGGAGCAUUAAGAAUCUCUUUCUUUAUUUAA
Molecule: messenger RNA, 534 nt
Organism: Bactrocera tryoni
Lineage: Eukaryota; Metazoa; Arthropoda; Insecta; Diptera; Tephritidae
Product: zinc finger MYM-type protein 1-like
Exons: 2
Source: RefSeq, a predicted model, not a curated record